Messenger RNA from Clonostachys byssicola, 396 nucleotides. NCBI's taxonomy places the organism in Eukaryota, Fungi, Ascomycota, Sordariomycetes, Hypocreales, Bionectriaceae. The record is from the annotation of a GenBank genome assembly.
AUGCAGCUUCCAAAGAUACCGCUACUAUGCAGCAGCAACAUCAACAGCAGCAGCAACAUCAACAGCAGCAGCAACAACAGCAGCAACAACAGCAUGAAUUUGCCUUGGCGUCCGGCCCUCCCCCCCGUCGUCGCCCACGCCCUCGCCCUCGCCCUCGCCCUCCCCCGCCGCGUCCUCCGCCGCCAGCUCCGACGAGACCGCCGUGCCGUGGCGGCGGCAACCCUCCGCCACGAGGAGGCGAAGGAGGCUUUUUGCGUCUUCCGACGCCUCGCCCAGAGUGGCAAGGGUGGCUCCGUUGUGCCCUCUCCCGGGGGCCGCCUCAGGCUCGCCAUCCGCGGCCUGGGGGCCGCCCGGAGGCGUCUUGAGGAGACGCGGCGUCUCCUUCGGGAGUUGUAG